Molecule: messenger RNA, 1564 nt
Organism: Verruconis gallopava
Lineage: Eukaryota; Fungi; Ascomycota; Dothideomycetes; Venturiales; Sympoventuriaceae
Product: ADP,ATP carrier protein
Exons: 6
Coding region: 102-1079 (325 amino acids)
Biological process (GO): mitochondrial ATP transmembrane transport; mitochondrial ADP transmembrane transport
Cellular component (GO): mitochondrial inner membrane
Molecular function (GO): ATP:ADP antiporter activity
Source: RefSeq, a predicted model, not a curated record
GAAAAACUUUCAACUCCUUUCAUCUAUCUAUCUUCCAUCUACAAAUUCACCCAUCUCCUCUCAUUCCUUCCGUCACCUUGGUCACAGAGGAAUCAGUCACAAUGUCGGCCAACAAGGGAGCAACCGAUCCGGCUGCCGUUCAAGGCAAGAAGAGCAUCAUGGGCAUGCCGCCAUUCGUGGUCGAUUUCUUGAUGGGUGGUGUUUCAGCUGCCAUCUCGAAGACUGCUGCUGCUCCCAUCGAGCGUGUCAAGCUUCUUAUCCAGAACCAGGAUGAGAUGAUCAAGAGUGGCCGUCUCGACCGUAGGUACAACGGUAUCAUCGAAUGCUUCCAGAGAACUGUACAACAGGAAGGUGUGGCCUCCCUCUGGAGAGGUAACACCGCCAACGUUAUCCGUUACUUCCCAACCCAGGCUCUGAACUUCGCUUUCCGUGACACCUACAAGGCUAUGUUCGCCUUCAAGAAGGAGCGUGACGGCUACUGGAAGUGGAUGGCUGGCAACUUGGCUUCCGGUGGUGCUGCUGGUGCCACUUCGCUGCUCUUCGUCUACUCGCUCGACUAUGCUCGUACUCGUCUUGCCAACGAUGCCAAGUCUGCUAAGAAGGGUGGUGAGCGUCAGUUCAACGGUCUUAUUGAUGUCUACAGGAAGACCCUCGCUUCCGAUGGUAUUGCUGGUCUGUACCGUGGUUUCAUGCCCUCCGUCGCUGGUAUCAUCGUCUACCGUGGUCUGUACUUCGGUAUGUACGACUCGAUCAAGCCUGUCGUCCUUGUCGGUUCUCUUGAGGGUAACUUCCUGGCUUCCUUCUUGCUUGGCUGGACCGUUACUACUGGUGCUGGUGUUGCCUCGUAUCCUCUUGACACCAUCCGUCGUCGCAUGAUGAUGACUUCCGGUGAGGCCGUUAAGUACAAGUCUUCCUUCGAUGCUGCCCGUCAAAUCAUUGCUGCCGAGGGUGUCAGGUCCCUCUUCAAGGGUGCCGGUGCCAACAUCCUCCGUGGUGUUGCAGGUGCUGGUGUGCUGUCCAUCUACGACCAGGUGCAGCUCAUCCUCUUCGGCAAGGCCUUCAAGGGUGGUUCUGGUUAAGCGCAUCCAUCUCUUGACAGGAUGAUGUGUUUCGAAGAGGGGACGAGGAGAAGUGCUAAUGGGACAAUCGCGGAAAUGAUACAAUAGAGCGUUCAAAGGUUUUCUUGUGUCGUUUAUACAUCAGCAAUCAAGAUAGGUGUCGUUGUGGGCAGUCGUCGGCAUGUGGGUGUGCGCGGGAAUAAAAAGCGAGCGUGGAAUACGGAACCGGGAAUUAUUAGACUCAUGAGCGGAUUCACAUUCUGUCAGGGAUUCAUCUUUGCAGGCUCCCGUAGCUGGUGGGCUCUGAUUUUCCUCGUUUUCGUGUUUGGGGACUCUGCUCCUGCCACACUUUGUAUUCUAUGCAAUGGUUUUUUGUGUCUGUAAUACUUGGCGUGCCUCUAACUGUGUGCUUCCACUUGAUCACUCCUUGCUUCGCGUGAUUUUUUUGUACGUCAACAUGGUUUUCGUUCAGCAUCCUCUAAAAUUGAGAAACUUUAUUCCUCCCC